Messenger RNA from Cornus florida, 2026 nucleotides. RefSeq lists its product as uncharacterized. The record is from RefSeq and is a predicted model, not a curated record. The transcript has 10 exons. NCBI's taxonomy places the organism in Eukaryota, Viridiplantae, Streptophyta, Magnoliopsida, Cornales, Cornaceae. The coding region runs from base 220 to 1773 and encodes 517 amino acids.
AUUUUGUUUCCGCCGUUAUAUUCAUAGAAAUGGAGAGAGAGACAAGGGGCGACGUUUUUUUGACGCAACAAACCAGGUUCCAUCUUAUUUGAUGCGCAUUGUCACUUGAGAUGUUGUUGUUUCCAGUAGCAGUUAUAUGUGUAGCUGGGUUGUUCGAGUAUUGUUCUAUUCAUAAGUGAGCAAGAGAAUGUGUUGAUCAGAGGAUAGAUAAUUCUACAAAUGGCAAAAUGUGUGUCUGUACCAUCACGAAUCAGCCUGUAUAUGCGAGAAGAUCGUGUCAAAGAGCAGUGUGUUGGACCAAAAUAUUCUCAUAGUCACAUACAGAGUAACAGGAAGCAUUCUGGGAGCUGUAAAACUACACUCUUGUCCUGGAAGGUCCACAAACUCAGUGCUUCCCAUGUUGCUAAUCUGAAAGUAAAGUUUUGUCUUAAGGAGACUUCUGUGAAGUGCUAUUGCUUUGGGACUGUGGUAAAUUCUGAUGCUGCAACUAUUUCUGACUGGGUUCCUGUUGUUGAUCAAGUGCUUCUAAUGGCCAGUGUGUUCCUUACAUAUAUGGCUGGAGUAAUACCCGCUGAGAAGUCUCUUUUAGAUUCUCGAAAGAACAUCUUGAAUAACAAUGCGGUCCCUGAAGGAUCUACCUUUUCUGGUAGUGCCAUGAAGAAUGAUGAGGAGUUUGACUUAAAGUUUCCUUGGGAUAUCGUGAAAGAGAAACUCAUGGAUUCUCUAAAUGCCAUUGAACAUGUGGUUAAUCUAGAAAACAGAAUUCUUGAAUUUGAAUCAGAUCGUGUAAAGCGACCUUUGAGUUUGUAUGCUCUAGCAGAGGGUCCCAUGUUACGGUUGCUAUUGGCUUCUUUCAUGCAGCUGAGGAAAGAGGUGGACAAUAUCUCAGAAAGGCCCGCUAAUGUACGCAUGGAUGAAUGGCUGACAGUUUCCUCUGAAAUCAUUCAGAUGUCCUGUCAGCCUGUAUGCAUGGCUUGGCUGGAAAAGGAGAUUUGCUUGAAGAACAGCAAAUCUGACAAGGCAUUUAUUUCUAUAAUGGUUGAGAAGUUGGAUGGAGAUGAUAUUAUUUUUCAGAACAUAAGAAAGUCAGGGAAGGAAGAUCUUUAUGCUGAAUUGUUAUACUUUCUUAGAUUUGGUUCUCCCAGAGAGGGUUGCUGGUAUGAUUAUAGCUUGUUUACCCUGCAUGGGGUUGCCAUAUUAGAAGAUUUGGUGAUUACAGUAGCAGAUGGGAUUGCAAGCAUGUAUUUAGAGCUUAUUUCUGUUGAUGGUAACAUGUCAAAUGAAAUAAUUAGCCUCGGUUCGUUUUUGUGUACUUUGUCAACCCGAGCACUUCAGAGAUUACGCAAUGAGGUGGCACUGAAUCAGUGGUUGCAUCAGAACAUGGAGGCAGUUGUGUCAAUGUAUGAAGAUCGCUUUGACCUGUGCAUACUUCAGAGCCAGCUAAUUGAGGAACCAAGCAAGAGCCAGACUGAAAAAAUUAGUUGGUGGAAAAAGCUUACCCGGAGUAAUUCUAAAUCCACGUUAUUGCCAUUAUGUUAUGCUUCGAUCAACUAUGUCUCCAUACCUGUUAAGCGGACCAGGGAAUUAAGGGCCUUGACUGGCUGGAGGUACUACUUCAGUCUCAUCAUUGAGUUAGCUGAUAUUACAAUGCCAUUGAUUAGAACAGUUAUUGCUAAAGUCAGGGAUGCCAUCUCAUUCUUUCUAGUUUGCUUGAUUGGGCGGUCUUUAGGACUCAUCUACACUGGGAUAAGGCAGUCUCUGCGGUGGAAGUGAGAUUUACUAAGUACUCCUGUUCUUUGCAAAUCUCUCAUUCCAUAUUCUCUCUUUAUUUGUCAGCUAUCCAGAUUGACAGCAUGGCAUGUGAAACAGGCUAUUUUUUUUACAGGCUCAUUAAAAUCUUAUUUUUGUGCCUAGGCCCUUGAUCAUAAUCCAUUUUUGAAUUCAAACAUGUCCAUAAUUCACGUGCAUUGUCUAUAUCCCUGUACUUUUGUUAAUUGAAUGCUGGUCAAUUCUCCUUUUGGUGGAC